Messenger RNA from Hordeum vulgare subsp. vulgare (domesticated barley), 1552 nucleotides. RefSeq names its product actin-related protein 2/3 complex subunit 2B-like. Gene Ontology annotation, molecular function: actin filament binding; structural constituent of cytoskeleton. Bases 302 to 1492 code for a protein of 396 amino acids. Gene Ontology annotation, biological process: actin filament polymerization; Arp2/3 complex-mediated actin nucleation. The transcript is spliced from 9 exons. The record is from RefSeq and is a predicted model, not a curated record. Gene Ontology annotation, cellular component: Arp2/3 protein complex; actin cytoskeleton. NCBI's taxonomy places the organism in Eukaryota, Viridiplantae, Streptophyta, Magnoliopsida, Poales, Poaceae.
AGACCUGAAAUUUUUGUUUUACACCUUUGGGUGCUGUUCAAGAGUUUCUGAAUUUGGCUAUGCAGUUCAUCAUUCACUGCUGGAGCAAUGGGGGAAAAGCAUGGAAUGAUUGUGGAGACGUGGAGUGCAUUGGAAACAAAGCAAGGGUGAAGGAAGGCUGAGGUCACUAGGUGUCUACUUAGGUUGCUUCUGAAGCAGUCCACCAAUAACAUGGAGAGGUCCCCUUCAGGCUCUCCAGUCUCACCAGUCAGAACCAUUAUAAAGGGACGGAUGACUCCGGUGGAUCCUCGGCGGUGAAGCCAUGGCGUUCUUCAACGGCGGGUCGCGGGCGCUCGUCGAAAUCCUGACGAGGUUCCAGAGCGCUGAGAGGCCAAUGCCGGUGGACCACACCUUCUUCGAGUUCGGGUCAGUGCGAUACCAUGUACAGGCCUCGGCGUCGGUCCCCGAGAACGUGUACCUGUCGAUAUCGACGCCGUCCCUCUCCCACGAGGCGUCGCCGUCGACGAGCCUGCCGGAGUUCACGCUGCAGGAGGCGAGGAAGAUGUACCGCAAGUUUGCGGAGAUCGUGGAGCCGGCCAAGGAAGGGUACGCGCUGACGCUGAAGCUCAACUUCUCGGCCCUGGCCCGGCCGAAGGACCGCGCCAGGGCCGUGAGGCAGGUGUCGCUGCUGCAGUCCGUGGUCCUCGGGUCGCAGCUGAAGCACCUGCUGGGGAACCUGGGCUCCUCCGGCGCCACCAAGCUCGUCUACAACCACCGCGACCCCUUCUUCGUCAGCAGGACGCCGGGGAAGAUAAGCGCCGUUUUCCCCAUGCGGUUCCGGGACGACACAGACAUCGCCGUGGCCGCCUCCUUCUUCCAGGUGGGUGCCCGACACCAUCUUAUCAGUAGUGGUUCAGUGAUCAAUCAGUACCCACCUAGCUGCUUUUCGCCUGCCCGGAGACCUGAGUGGUGGCGUGUACGGUGGCAGGAGCUGCAGGACGCCGGGAGCGCCUACGCGAGGGCGCCGAGGUGCAGCUGGUCGGCCAUCCCGCCGCCGGAGCUGCGCGGGGAGUCCGUGCACCACCUCACCACCAACGGCGGCUUCGUCUCCUUCGACAUCUUUGAGCGGCACGUGAAGCGGAAGAGGGCCGCGAAAACGGCGUGGAUCCUGCUCAACUUCCAGGCCUACGUCAAGUACCAUAUCAAGUGCACCCGAAACUACAUUCAGAGCAGGAUGAGGAAGCGGCAGGAGAGCUUGGCAGAGGUAAUCCAAAAUGCAAGGCUAAGGGGAGGCGAUGACAAGAAGAAAUUACAAGCGAGGAAGAAGGGCAAGAGAAGGCUGUUCAGCCUCGGCAAGGCCAAGAAGCUGCAGAAGGGUUUCAGGGCCGUCAUCGACGGGAUCAGGCGGCUCCGGCAGAGGAUCAGAGUGAAAGCUCUGGACCGCUUCAGGCGGUGCUUCGUCGUGCCCAAGCUUGCUACCAAGAAGCAUAAUUACCUCAGACUAGGAGCAUGAACGGAGAAGAUUUCCAUUCUGAUGUCAGGACGCGCCCUCAGGCAUUGGCAAUUGGAUAAG